Messenger RNA from Mitosporidium daphniae, 729 nucleotides. RefSeq lists its product as uncharacterized. Lineage: Eukaryota; Fungi; Microsporidia. The transcript is spliced from 4 exons. The record is from RefSeq and is a predicted model, not a curated record. Gene Ontology annotation, biological process: DNA repair. Gene Ontology annotation, molecular function: polynucleotide 3'-phosphatase activity; ATP-dependent polydeoxyribonucleotide 5'-hydroxyl-kinase activity; double-stranded DNA binding. Bases 1 to 729 code for a protein of 242 amino acids.
AUGCUGCGGGAAGGGCAGCAUCCGAAUAUUCCGUCUCCGAUCAUUCUAGCUGUGAUUUGUAUUCAUUUUUUGCUUGUAUUUAGGCUUUUUUCGAUCAACAUUGGCAUUCCAUUCUAUGUUCCGAACGAAUACUUUCUAUUUGUAACGCCAACGGUAUUUUCUUCUUCGCUGAGGGAAAAAAUGCUCUCCCUCAAAAGCUCUCUUGAUUCCAUAAUUUCAUAUACUCCUAAAUACACCCCUAGUCUUUUGACAGGCAGCAAUUCUGUUUUGCUGGUAAUUGGGAGGAAAUCUUCUGGAAAGACAUUCAUUGCAAAAGAGUAUUUCUCUAAAUAUGCCUACUAUUGCUUUGUAUGCAUCAAUGAUGGCAGUUGCUCCCAAUCGAAUUUUAUAAAAGGGAUCACCGCUCCAAAGGACAGGAAUAUUAUUAUAGAUGGUAAUUUUUCGCUAAAAAUCCGCAGAAAGCUUUUUCUAAAGAAUUUGAAGAGUUUGGGUCGAAACAUUUGCGCUGUUGUCAUUAUGACACCUGCAGAAAUUUGCUCCAAUAUUUUUACAUACAAUAGGUUGAUCAAAGGAACAUCGGGCUUCCCACGGCGGAAAACCCUCCUUCCAAGCUUGGAUCUCGAAAUGCCCACCCUAGAUGAAGGAUUUAGUGAGAUCAUUGAAUUUCCAUUAUAUUUCGAGGCCUCGAAAAUUAAACAUCCCGAUUUAUUUACUUGCAUUUUAAGUUAA